This is a messenger RNA of Pneumocystis jirovecii RU7, 1005 nucleotides long. Its product is annotated as tRNA pseudouridine(55) synthase. The transcript is spliced from 6 exons. The record is from RefSeq and is a predicted model, not a curated record. Gene Ontology annotation, biological process: tRNA modification; mRNA pseudouridine synthesis. Gene Ontology annotation, molecular function: pseudouridine synthase activity; RNA binding. Bases 1 to 1005 code for a protein of 334 amino acids. NCBI's taxonomy places the organism in Eukaryota, Fungi, Ascomycota, Pneumocystomycetes, Pneumocystales, Pneumocystaceae. Gene Ontology annotation, cellular component: mitochondrion.
AUGAAUAAAGAAGGUAUUAUAGCAAUUAAUAAGCCAUCUGGAUGGAUUUGCACACAUAUUUUGAAAGAAUUGGAAAAAAUUUUAAGAAAAUCUCACUUUUAUCAUGAAUUUGUUAAUAUUUCACAAAAUCAACACCAUAAACGCCAACGAAAAUCAAGGAAAUUAGAUUGUAGAAGAAUCAAGCUUGGUCAUGGUGGAACUUUAGAUCCUCUAGCUAGUGGGGUACUUGUAAUAGGUAUUGGAAAGGGUACAAAAAAUCUUGAACAGUUUUUGCAAUGUACUAAAGAAUAUCAAGUAACUGCACUUUUUGGAUGCUCAACAGAUACAUACGACUCUAAUGGAAAAGUGUUAAAACGAAUGCCAUGGUCUCAUUUAACUAAAGAUAUUGUUGAGAAAGCACUUGAUAAUUUUAAAGGUAAUAUAUUACAAAAACCUCCAAUUUAUUCUGCUUUGCAUAUGAAAGGAAAGCGUUUAUAUGAAUAUGUAAGAGAAGGACUUGAGCUUCCGGAAGAGAUUAAACCUCGACCAGUUGUUGUUGAAUCAUUUGAUAUUAUAAAAUGGACACAUAAUCACGAAUGGAAAGAGCCAAAAGAUAACAAUAAUGCAGAAGAAGAUUUAGAAAGUAAUUUAAAGGAACAAAAUACUGUAAACCAAAAAGAUAGUAAAUUUAGUUCAUUUAAAGAUGAUCAAAUUAAAAUUGCAGAUAAUUUAUCUGAUACUAACAAAAAACAAGAAUUAUCAGAUAACGCUUUUACAUCUUUAGAGCAAAAAGCACCAGUGGCAACAUUUCGUGUAGUUGUCUCAUCUGGUACAUAUAUUCGGUCUCUUAUUCAUGAUCUUGGAGUGUUUUUAGGUUCUGCUGCACAUAUAGUAGAGCUUAUUCGAUACCGUCAAGGAAAAUAUAAAUUAAAUGAAAAUACUAUAGAUUGGUCAAAAUUUGAAAAUGAAGAAUGGGAAAAUGAUUUUAUAAAAGCAAUUUCAUCAAAAAAUAAUUUAGAUCCUUAA